Messenger RNA from Brugia pahangi, 3570 nucleotides. The record is from the annotation of a GenBank genome assembly. NCBI's taxonomy places the organism in Eukaryota, Metazoa, Nematoda, Chromadorea, Rhabditida, Onchocercidae.
AUGAUUCGAGAAGGUAAACCUCAGUUAGAUUCUAUGAAAAAAGAAUUAUUAUUGCACAUGAAAAAUCAUAUCGUUGCAACGAUGAGCACGAGAAGAGAGGUCUACGAUGCACUGAAAGAGUCAUUUGACACCAGUUCUACAGAUUUUUACAAUCUUUCCUCAACUGUGAAGCACGUAAGGAUAAUUCAGUUGUUAAUAACGUGUUUGGAAAAAUAUAAACCUCAUCAGCAUUUACAAGAUGCUUUCUCUGUAUGGAAUUGCCGUUUAGCUCCUGCAGUGUUCGCACUUUCUGAUCCAGUGGAACGACAGAAAUUCAGCAAACAUGCAAAACUGCUUGCUGCUUGUUUACUUGAUUCUGAUGAGUAUACAAAAGCCAUUAUCUGCUUGGGACAUGUCGUGCGAUUACAUGAUGGCGACGUGCAUUCACGAUUAUUGCUUACAUACUGGCUGUGCUUUCUAGGAUACUGGUCAUUAGCCAAAACUCAGGUGCUUGACGAAGAUGAAGUGAAACGAAUGUACUCUAUUCACAAAGAAAUCAUUAAUGAAGUUAUUAACGAUAUUAUUUAUCUACAUACGGGAAAAGCAGCGGGACAUCAUUCCGGCGAUUCAUUACCAGCACAUGAUCGUAUUCUUAAAACUAUGCAGAGUUUCGAGUCCAUCCUCACAAAAUCGAAAGCAAAAACUUUCCAACAGUACGAAGCACAAAUUCUUGUUAAACGGGUAUUGAUAGCUGCUAACCAUUUCUCAUCUGCUGAUUUAACAUUGAUUGGUGAUCCACUACAAAAUAUGGAUUUUAUAAAAGCACGUUACGAAACGUUAGUGAAAUCUCGAAGUAGCGUAUAUUAUGGUAGCGAUAUGAAAGAAGAGGAUGUCGGUUGUGCUACAUUUGCUGGUGGUGAAUUUCAAGAAACAAAAAUUGAUGAGUACCUGAAGUUAAGUGCAGCUGUGGCGGAGCAUUUCAAAAUAGUAUUGCAGCUAUGUUUUAAAUAUAUUGAACUGGGAAUCCUUCGAGAGAGUGAAAGUGAAGGAUUGAAAUUGUUACAUCAGGUUCUAAAAACAUCAAAUUUGCAAAGGUGUCUGGCAGUGUUGAACGUCUUAUUUCUAACAUCGACACUUGCUCGCGGUGAUAUUAUAAACGUUCGUCCAGAUCCAUUUCGACCAAUGAUUGCUUCUUUGUGGAAUAGGUCUAAAAAUGGAAUUUCUGUUCGUACAGACAAUGAAAGACUGAACAAAAAGCUGAAUUUAUCUUCUGGAAGUCAAGAAAUAAUAGAUCUCAGUGAAGAUGAACCAAGCAGUUUACCAGAAGCAAAUAAAAGAAAUAUGGAGAGUAAAUUAAUAUUAGAAGAACAUGUUGAAUAUUGUGAUUGUGUGAUAUGUACACUUUGUGGCAUGAAUCCACAGAUGCACAUUGAAGCUAUUUUUUCAAAGAUGUUAUUUUAUCGUUAUUCGUCAAGAAUGUUUCGCAUGUUUUCUGAACGGAUUCUGAAACUGUCUCAGGAAACUUCAUUAGACGUUAUUGAUAUUUGUUCAGCACUUCAGAAGGAAGCAACGGAUAAGGCAAUCGAAGAACGAAAAUAUCCACUGGAAGCACUAGAUCGAUUUUUGCAUGCAGCAAUUCGAUGGCUCCGAAGAGUUAGUGAAGAGGAAAAACCGGAAAUUAUCCAGGAUGUAAUAAAAGAAUCGUUGAAAAUAUGCUUAACGGAUCCCAUACACUUUCGUUGGCAGUGGUUAACAAUACGACAGUUAGCGCGUACGCCACUUAAAAUUCCGAAAUUGGAAUGGCUGCGUUUACAUGUUUCGCCAGUCAAAGCAGGAUUGCGUUCACCGUUAAAAUCUAUUGUAAUCAACCUUGCGUCAGAGUUAAAUAGUUUGACACUUUGCUCACCAAGGCCAUGUCCCACUGUGAACAUGGAGAAAUAUACACCGACCGCAAAAACGAAUCGCAACACUGUUACUAACGUUAUUAACAAUUACGUCGACACGGAAAUGGAGGAAGCUCGGAAAGAUUUUGAUUCUUUUUCCCACCUUUUCUACAGAGAGUGGCGAUUCCAAAUAUGUUCUUAUUUGGGACAAGUUUGUGCUUUCCAAUAUAAAGCUAAUUGGAUUGAGUCGGGAUGGAGUGCAGCUUAUUAUUUUAAUGAAGCGAUGUUUAUCAGUACUCGCCAACUUGCUCGCAUGAUUUCCAAGAAGUCGGAAGAGAGUCAGAAUUUUCACUUCAAAAAUAUCAAAAAGUUCAAGAAAGCCGUUCAAUGUUUGCCACCCGAUUUGACAGUGGUGCAACUUUUUCUGGAUUGUAGACGAAUACUUUGGUUAAUCAAAUUAUAUAGUGGUCAGCCACCAUUGGUCGUGCCUGUUGCAUUCCUUCCACAGGAUGACGUCCUUCUAAAACGUUUUGUAACCUUAUUGGCGGAGAAUGAUGCAUCAGGAAAUCUUAGUAAAACAUGCACAGAUCCCAAAGAAUAUUGGCAGAUAAGAAGGAAGUUGGACAAAAAGCUGAAGAUUUUGGUUAAUGAGGUGCAAGCAGAAUGGUUUGGAAUUUUUUCCGUUCUACUUUUACCUUCUGUCAGUGUAAAUGCUGCGCGCAUUUCAGCUAUCAGUGAAUUAAUGAGCAGUGGACUUUCAAGAAGUUUUGCAAGUGCAUUAGUCGAGAAUUUGGAUCUGUCGACAACAAACUGGCGAAAGUUAGUGCAGAGGUUUUCAAGUUUAGAAAAUUUCGAUGAAACUAUUGUCACGCAUAUUGCUGAUCAUCGAAAUCAUUGGAUAUCGAAAUUUGGGAAGCAACCAUUCGUUCGUGAUUUCUCAAGCAGUUAUGUUUUGUUUUGCGUCUCACCGGAAUUAGCUUCAUUUCCUUUCGAGCUUUUGCCGGUGAUAGAGUCGCACAAGCGUGUCUGCAGGAUAUCAUCAUUUCACAUGUUCGAAAAACUAUUAUCUCUUUCCGAAAAGAUACCAAAGACAGUUAAUGGGAUGAAUUCUUUCUAUGUGCUCGAUCCUGGAGGUGAUUUAACUGAUACACAGAAAAGGCUUUCCAAAGAACUAGAGAAGUAUACUUGUUGGAAAGGAACAAUUGGAGCUGCACCAAAGCCGGAAGAAUUACGUAACUCGUUAGAAACUAAUGAUCUAUUCUUUUAUAUGGGUCACGGAAGUGGUGGUAGAUAUUUCGGAAGGUCAACAGUAUUGCGGAGUAAUAUUCGCGCCGUAUCACUGCUUAUGGGUUGCUCCAGUGUUCGAAUAACUUACGAAGGCGAAGGAUUCGACGGGAGAGGUGCGAUUUACGAUUAUGUUAUAGCAAAGUGUCCUUGUGUUGUUGGUUGUCUUUGGAUGGUCACAGAUGGUGAAAUUGACAGAGUACUCUUAGCUCUUCUGGAUUUCUGUUUCUCGGGAAUUCGAAAAGCGAAUGGUGAUAAAAUUGAGCCAAAUUCAUCAUAUCGAUUACUGAUAGAUGGAAUCGCAUACGCUCGUACAGCAUGUAAGUUAAAGUACAUGACUGGUGGUGCUGUUGUUGCGUAUGGAUUACCCAUUGUAACCUAUCUGUCGGAUGAAGCAACAGUCCAAAACAACGCAACUUUUUAA